Molecule: messenger RNA, 1371 nt
Organism: Glycine soja
Lineage: Eukaryota; Viridiplantae; Streptophyta; Magnoliopsida; Fabales; Fabaceae
Product: F-box/kelch-repeat protein At3g06240-like
Exons: 1
Coding region: 41-1171 (376 amino acids)
Molecular function (GO): protein binding
Source: RefSeq, a predicted model, not a curated record
AAGCUACAAUACAUAAUAGUCAAAAGUCAGCUACCCUAAAAUGGAGGGAAACAGUGGCAGAGGAGUAAGGGGAACGAAGAAGAUCGCAAUUCUGCCAUGGGAAUUGAUAAUUGAAAUCUUGUUGAGGUUGCCGGUGAAAUCUCUUGUUCGUUUCAAAUGCGUAUGCAAGUCAUGGCUAUGUCUCCUAUCUGAUCCACACUUUGCAACAUCGCAUUUUGAACAACCCUCCACACGCACGCACAGACUCAUCUUCAUCGUAGCACCUUCUUCUCCUCAAAUCCGAUCCAUUGAUUUCAACGCAUCCCUCUACGAUGAUUCAGCUUGGGCUGCAUUAAACCUCAACUUUCUGCGUCCCAAUACGUAUCACAAUGUUCAGAUCUUAGGUUCCUGCAGAGGCUUUCUGCUUCUGAACGGCUGUCAAAGUCUCUGGGCGUGGAAUCCAUCCACAGGGGUCUACAAAAAACUAUCUUCCUCGCCUAUUGGGUCCAAUUUGAUGCGAUCCGUGUUUUAUACGUUUCUCUAUGGUUUUGGAUAUGACUCUUCAACUGAUGAUUACUUGGUGGUCAAGGCUUCUUACAGCCCAAUCUCGCGUUAUAACGCCACCACCCGAUUCGAGUUUCUCUCGCUGAGAGCUAAUGCGUGGACAGAUAUUGAGGCUGCCCAUUUGUCUUACAUGAACUCCUCUCAGGGUAUCGGAGCAGGAUUGUUUUUGAAUGGUGCUAUUCAUUGGUUAGUUUUUUGUUGUGAUGUAUCACUCGAUGUCGUUGUUGCCUUUGAUUUGACUGAAAGGAGUUUCUCGGAAAUACCUCUGCCGGUUGAUUUUUCGGAGGAGGAUGAUGACUUUGAUUCUUGCGAAUUGGGGUUGGGGGUGCUCGGAGAAUUGCUUAGUAUAAGUGCUGUGGGACGGAACCACUCAGUACAAGUAUGGGUAAUGAAGGAAUACAAAGUGCACUCGUCUUGGACUAAGACUAUUGUUGUGUCUUCUGAAAACAUUCUUUUGUUUCCCCUAUGCUCUACAAAAGGUGGUGAUAUUGUUGGGACAUAUGGUGGAACUGGAUUGGCAAAAUGUAAUGACAAGGGACAGGUGCAAGAGCAUAGAUCCUAUUCCAAUCAUCCAUAUCCAUCCCAAGUGGCUGUGUAUAUAGAGUCUCUACUUUCACUCCCCAUGUGACACCGAGCUAGCUGGAGAUGACGACUAACAAUAGCAACAAGAACGAUUAGGUUGUCAAAUAUUUUCUGCUACUUUUACUACUGUUUUCUUUAUACUCACCUUGUAUUGUGAUUUAUGAAUCCCUCUGUAGUGUUUAAAGCAUGGAAAGUAUUACGUGGAAUGAUGAAACUGCUAUACCAUUAUGUUCUGUUCUAUGUUUA